UUUCCAGGAAGCAGGCGCCUGAGACGUCGCCAUUGGUGCGAGGCGGACGGAGGGGCGGCGGGACGGAAUGCUCAGUUCCGGACGAGACCAUUAACGCCGGCAAGGGAGGGAGACGUUGUUGAGUGCUGCGUGCUGCUGCGGAGUUCCUGCAAUGGCCCAGACGCCGAAGCUGAUCUUGCUCUUCAGCGGGAAGAGAAAGUCGGGCAAGGACUUCGUGGCGGAGGAAAUCCAGAGCCAGUUGGGUCCUGAUGUUUGUACUAUCCUGCGGCUGUCAGAACCCCUCAAAGAGCAGUAUGCCAAGGAGCACGGCUUGGACUUCCAGCGCCUCUUGGACUCCAGCUCUUACAAGGAGACGUAUCGGCAGGACAUGAUCCGAUGGGGAGAGGAGCGGCGCCAGGCCGACCCGGGAUUCUUCUGCCGCAUUGUGGUUGAGGGCGUUACACAGCCCAUCUGGAUAGUGAGUGACACGAGGCGCAUCUCGGACGUGGAGUGGUUCCAGGACGUGUAUGGGGAUCUGGUGAAAGUGGUGCGUGUCGUGGCCACGGAGGAAACGCGAAAGAGACGGGCCUGGGUCUUCGUAAUGGGGAUCGACGACGCGGAAUCCGAAUGUGGCCUGGAUCAGGGCGUGCCUUAUGACUGGGUCAUCACCAACGACGGAGACCAGCUUUCCCUGGAUGCUCAGCUGGAGAAACUGCUUCAGCUUAUCCACAGCAAGCUGUAGCGAAACCCAGGCCCCUUGCGUUAUCUCCACUUCUUUCUCUUUCUCUCUCUCUCUCUCUCUGUCUCCCUCCACCCCACCCUCCAUUCCUUCAGGACCAGGGCUGGGGUUUGGCUGAAUCACCAAAGAAAGAGAAUCUGGAGAAUGCCGCCGCAGACUGCGGUCAGGUGCGCCUCAAGGCAAGGCGUUUCUGGGUGGGGUUUUUUUCCCCCCCCCACCCCACCCUUCUCUUCCUUUCAUUUUGGAGAGUCCAUUCCAGCGAGUGCCAUAAUCCAGUGCCAGUUCUUCCCUCCCCGUGACUCCAUUCCAGGCAGGGUGUGCAUCUCCAUCCUGGCCAGCUGCUCGCUUGUGUGUCAUUUCCGCGAGCUGUUCUUUUGCACUCGUACCUGGCACUGGCGCCUUCCCCACCUAGCAUCAGGUGGGGGCUGAUGUUUGCAGGAAAUGUAUGUUUGUGCUGUGGGAGGGGGCAGUUUCGGGUCCGUUUCGGGUUUUCCUCCCUCCCUCCCAAGCCCAUCUUGGGUCGCAGUUUUAGACUUUUACAGGCUUUUGGCCACCAGGGGGCAGAAUAACCUCAAGCUUAACACUUCUGCGGCUCUGUUCCUGGUACAAAUCUUAUUUCGUAACUCUUGCCUAGCUCUGCGCCUGUCAAUCAUCCUGUCCACCUGAAUCCGGCAGGAUAGGUUCCCCUCGACGGGUUGAAUUAUAUGCAUGUUAUUUUCAGGGGGCAUUUUCUAGUCCUGCUCCUCGUCCCAGAUUCAAGCUGAUUUUUAUCUGAGACAGGAACGCUUUUGAGUGUUACUUUUAGCUGCUUCUGAUGACUGACCACACACACUUUCCCUAAGGUGGGGGGGGGGAAUCGCUGUGCCUUAUUCUUAAAAGUGCUGACCACCUCUUGUUCUCCUCGCUUGCCCAGCUCCCCAGCCAAAUCCUUAAUUUGGGAAUCAUCUCACCAACUUCUUCCCUGACAAAGGCUCCUGUGCCUUUUCCUUGCUGUGUGAUGGGAAAGAGGUGGGGGACGGAAGUUCAAUAGGUGGGGAUCAAGCCGGAGUGGGAGAGCUGAGCCUGUUGGAUUAAUCCCCGGAACAUAAACUACACGGCUUUUUUACUCGGGUGGGAACGUUAUUCGGCAAGUUCUGAAUGACGCAGGAGACAUGAUGGGGAAAGUAGUUGGCAACGCAACCAAAAUGGGUUCUAAGCUGAGAAAUUGCAGGACAGGCUUUUGCUGCUGAGGGGGGGGGGCGACCAAUCUGUGCAGGAAUUGAGAGUUGAGCGCUUGGGCUGGGGGUGAGAUAGUCAUGUGGGCUGCUGCUGGGAGCAAAACUAGGGACAGGGUGAAGGUUUGCAAUGGAUGCAACCCGAUUUGCCCCCGGGCUACAGAAUACCUAGCAUAUUCCCUGGCCGUGUUUGCACAUCACACCAAAUCACGGUUUGAGCCUAGUCCCCUCUAGGAGUCGUGCGUUUCCCCUCUCCUUAUCCUCUCGCACAGCCAGAAAAGGAGGAUUUUGGAAGAUUUCGCUUCCCCUUUCCUUUAAACUUGCCAUGUCCAAUCCCAGUUUCACCAUAGCAAGGGCUCAUUUCAGCAAGGCAGCUUCAUGAAAUCAUGGUUUGCAUUUGGCAUCUUUUGAAACAGACCAUAGUCGAGCCGUGGUGCCUCAUUCAGAUGCAAGCUUGCAACAGCUUCUGAAACUGUCCUGGCUGCGCAGGAGACUUGAGGGUCGUGGGAGAGGUGGUCCGGCUCAAUAAUGUUGCACUAAACCAUGGUUUGAGUGUAAUGUGCAAACACAGCCCAGGUACACAGGACGAGGUCCCCCCUCUGCUCCUUUCAGCACACCUGACUUCCUUUCCCACACCGCAAACUCGAUGUGCGGCUGUAUAAUCUCUUGCUAAUGCCACUCACUGCUCAACCAAAUGCCCAUUUCCUCUCUUCCCCUCUGGAGAGGAAGAAGAUUGUUGUACUCAAAAUAAAGCUUUGGAUUGGUUACA
Messenger RNA from Zootoca vivipara (common lizard), 2701 nucleotides. It is a transcript of the gene PMVK, whose product is annotated as phosphomevalonate kinase. Gene Ontology annotation, molecular function: phosphomevalonate kinase activity. Gene Ontology annotation, biological process: isopentenyl diphosphate biosynthetic process, mevalonate pathway; cholesterol biosynthetic process. Gene Ontology annotation, cellular component: cytoplasm. Lineage: Eukaryota; Metazoa; Chordata; Lepidosauria; Squamata; Lacertidae. The record is from RefSeq and is a predicted model, not a curated record.